UUUUUGAAAACCCUAAAAUAAUAAAAAGUAAAAAUAAAUAUUCCAUUUCUCCACCCCAUUAACCACUCACCCAAUUUUUCCCAUCUGUCUGUCUACACACAAACAAGUAAAUUAAAUUUAAUUAAAAAAAAAAGAAUGGAAAAAGCAGCCAUUUUCUGAGAAGCAGCCGCACCAGUAAAAUGGAGCAUUGCUGAAGAUAUUUUCUGCAAUGGGGAAGGCGGAGGAUGGGCAAUCUCUGCCGAGUACAGCUUUCGAAGCUGGUGGUACAACACCCCCAAAUGCGGGGAGCUGCAAUCGGUGCUGCUUGAGCUGCAUUAGGUUGAAGAAGCUGGUGAAUUUCAGAUGCGUUUUCGCUUUGUUGCUUGGUGUUGCUGUGUUUUUGUCUGCUGUUUUUUGGCUGCCGUUUUUCCAUUUUGGUAACCGUGAAGAUCUGGAUCUGGAUUAUGCAGGCCAUGAUAUAGUGGCAAGUUUUACACUAAAGAAACCGGCUUCUUUUCUCAAGGACUACAUAUUGACACUCGAGGACGAUAUUUUUGACGAGAUGAGCUAUUCUUCGACCAAGAUAGAAAUAAUAUCUUUAGAAUCAACGGCUGGAUCGAACGUGACAAAGGUUGUGUUUGCGGUCGAGUCCGAUGCAACAACGCAGAGUUUAAUCAGAGCCUCGUUUGUGUCUCUAAUUACGAACCAGUCGUUUCUUCAUUUGACGGAAUCUUUGUUCGGAGAUCCAUUCUCUUUCGACGUGCUCAAAUUCAGAGGAGGGAUUACAGCUAGCCCGGUCCAAAAGGUUACAUUGAACUUCUCGAUCGAUGAAAUAGUAAAUAAUUUCGACGAACUCACUAGCCAACUCAAAACAGGCUUGCAUUUGGCUCCAUACGAGAACUUGUAUAUAAAGCUGACGAAUCUGAAGGGCUCGACAGUAGCUCCACCUACGACAAUACAAGCGCAAGUUCUCUUGGCAGUGGGUAUUAACCCUUCAAAAUCGAGGUUAAAGCAGUUGGCUCAAACCAUCACAGGUUCGGACACUAAAAACCUCGGACUGAACAACACCGUAUUUGGUCGGGUCAAACAAGUUCGUCUCUCGUCUAUACUACAACACUCCCUCGGUGCGGGGCCCACACCGUCUCCGUCACCAUCCCCGUCACCGUCAGCAUCUCCUACAUCGAAAUUCCACCACCACGACCGCCAGCACCACCAUCAUCUUUCUCCUAGCGCUUCGCCUUCACCGCCAGUUGGGGUAAGAUCACCUGCAUCUGCACCCGUGCCCGCACCAGCGCCCGUGAAGAAUAAAGAAGCAGGACCCACGGCUUGUCCAUGGAAGUACAAGCAUCCUCGUACUGCACCAGUUUAUGCACCACAUUCUUCUUCAUCACCGCCGAAGCAAAAAGAUCACAUCACACUCGCACCCAAAAUUUCUCCAUUUCAUGCAAAAAGCCCGUCUAGGCGGGCCCCACCAAAGGUUGAAUUUCAUGCCCGGUCACCAGAUUCGAUGCCGUUAAUUUCGCCCUACCAUUCUCAAUCUUCAGCAGGAAGGUUUGCCUCCCAUAUGUGGGCCCUACCACUGUUUAUAUUACUCGGAAUGCAUUUCUAGAAAACACGAAACGAGAAGAAUCAUUUGGAUUACGACUGCCUUAAAAAAAAACCUCAGAAAAAUGCUUCCGGCAUUACAUGAUGGAGUUUUCACGGUGUGAGCAAAUGCCAAAACCGCGUUGAGUGCAUAUAUAUGUCACUUUUGUUGCUUGUAAAUAUUCGAUUAAAAAAAGUGCGGUGGUUGACUUUCGUGAAGGGUCAAAGUCACAGAGGUGACGGGCCCUAUCACGGCGUAGUGAACUACCACAAAAUUGUGUAUGAUAAUUUUUCCUCGUAAGUUUAAGGAGGGGGAAUCAAACAAGUGUAAAACAAUACCACCCUUUUGUUUCUAAUCUCUUACAAGCUUGUCA
This is a messenger RNA of Erythranthe guttata (spotted monkey flower), 1937 nucleotides long. The record is from RefSeq and is a predicted model, not a curated record. NCBI's taxonomy places the organism in Eukaryota, Viridiplantae, Streptophyta, Magnoliopsida, Lamiales, Phrymaceae.